GCAGAUAUAGUGCUUCGUGGAUAUGGUGGUUGGAACACUAGGCUGGCUCUACUGGUUUUGGACCAAAUAUUUCCGAAGGAUGCAACAAUACAACCAUCACUUGUUAUCGUAUACUUUGGUGGAAAUGACUCGAUGAAACCUGAUCCAAAUGGUCUAAAUGCUCAUGUUCCUCUUCUUGAAUAUAUACAAAACAUGAAGAACAUUGUACUUCAUAUCAAGAGCCUAUCGGAAAAGACUCGAAUAAUAGUUCUUAGUACUCCGCCAGUGAACGAGGAAAAAAUCAUCAAGUUGUUCGGAAUUUCUCGACGUUCAAAUGAGAGCUCACAUAUAUAUUCAGAAGCUUGUAUAAAAAUGUGCAAAGAGUUGGGGAUCAAGGUGAUUGAUCUUUGGACUGCACUUCAAAAUCGAAAUGAUUGGUUAUCUGCUCAUUUCACGGAUGGUAUUCAUUUAACAGCAGAAGCAAGCAAAGUUGUGGUUAAGGAAAUCUUAAAGGUUGUGAAAGAAGCAGAUUGGGAGCCAAAUUUACAUUGGAAAUCAUUGCCAAAUGAAUUUGCACAAUGUUCACCUACUAUCUUUGUUGGGACUGAUGGUAACACUCCUCUUAAUGUUGCUGAUUUGGACUUGGACUGGCAAGCCCAAUGGAUCUGACAGUAUGAAUGUUCUGUCAUGUUCGUCGGCGGCCAAGAUAGGAAUUUCUCUAAUAAUUUUUUGACCUGUCUCUGUAUUCUGUAUAAUCACCUCUAACACUUUCUCUUUACAUGUCUAAACUAUCUUAAUCUCGUUUUCCUCAUUUUGUCCAUCAUUCAAGGGGCCAGUCCCACCUUAGUAGGGUGAAUUGAAAUAGAUUAAUAAAUAUUUUUUGUUUUUUUUA
Solanum lycopersicum (tomato) is the source of this 871-nucleotide messenger RNA. The record is from RefSeq and is a predicted model, not a curated record. Lineage: Eukaryota; Viridiplantae; Streptophyta; Magnoliopsida; Solanales; Solanaceae.